AUAAUAAACUGCGUGCUUUUCACGUGAAAUGCCCCCUUUAUAAUCGGACCCUGUGCAGCCAACACCGAGGCACACCGUGGACAAGCGGACUAAACGGAGAGAGGAAUAAGUCAGCGGCGUUCAAUCGCAGCCAGGAUGGUCACGUCGUACCCUUUACCGGAGGGCUUCUCCGAGCUCGACGUGUUCUCGUUGGGAUCUUGUCUGCUGGUGGAGGGUCUGCUGGGCUUCUUUCUGAACGCGGUGACAAUCGUGGCUUUCGUCAAAGUGAGAGAGCUGAGGACGCCCAGCAAUUUCCUGGUGUUCAGUUUAGCCAUGGCUGAUAUCGGCAUCUCCAUGAACGCCACAGUCGCAGCUUUCUCCAGCUUUUUGAGGUACUGGCCUUACGGCUCAGAAGGUUGCCAGACUCAUGGCUUUCAGGGAUUCAUGACAGCGCUUGCCAGCCUUAACUUUAUAGCAGCUAUUGCUUGGGACAGAUAUCAUCAAUACUGCACGAGGACGAAGCUGCAGUGGAGCAGCGCCAUCUCUUUGGCUGUGUUUGUCUGGAUGUUCGCCGCCUUCUGGGCAGCCAUGCCCCUCAUCGGCUGGGGAGAGUAUGAUUAUGAGCCUCUCAGGACUUGCUGCACACUGGAUUACAGCAAAGGAGACAGGAAUUAUGUUUCAUACUUGAUCCCUAUGAGCAUUUUCAACAUGGGCAUACAGGUGUUUGUUGUCCUGACUUCCUACCAGUCCAUUGCACAGAAAUUCAAAAAGACUGGAAACCCCAGGUUUAAUCCCAACACUCCUCUGAAGACCCUGCUGUUCUGCUGGGGGCCUUAUGGUAUCCUGGCUUUCUAUGCAGCUGUGGAAAAUGCAACCCUAGUUUCACCAAAGCUACGGAUGAUCGCUCCUAUCCUGGCUAAGACCUCGCCCACCUUUAAUCCUCUUCUGUACGCUUUGGGAAAUGAGAACUACAGAGGAGGCAUCUGGCAGCUUCUAACAGGGGAAAAGAUUGAUGUGCCUCAAACUGAUAAUAAGUCCAAAUAAACAGCAUACUGUUGUAGAUGUUUCUGUCUGUGAGAGUCUGUGCUGUACAAUGUGUUGUAAGCAGUGCGAACCGUUGCCUCUUGUCUGCUUUACAUAUGCCCUGGAUUUGUUCCCCCAUCACCUCUCCCAGUGUGUGUCUGCAGUGCUGCAAAUAUUACAAAAAACACUGUCAUCAUGUUCAAUUCCAUUGCGGUCACUUAUGGAAUAUAGUAAAACACUUGAUGUGUUUUCCAUUCCUUUUGUAACAAGUUAUUUGUGUUUUCUCAGUUUAAUUUAAUUUCUUAAUUUAAGUAAUGAAUGGCUUUAAUUUUUAGCUGAUCGUAUUUAUUUUUGAUGCAGAUUACAUCCAAAUGUUCAAAACGUAGUUGUUUAAAAAGAAAAAGAAAAGUACAGUUAUACAAAGCAUCCUAGGUAGGCACAAACCGCUUCAUGCAAAACAACCUAUGUUUUUCAGGUUGUUUUGAUAAACACAAAUAAUAUAGACAAGCAAUCUUUUCAACACAAUGGUUUA
This is a messenger RNA of Fundulus heteroclitus (mummichog), 1534 nucleotides long. Its product is annotated as RPE-retinal G protein-coupled receptor-like. The transcript is spliced from 7 exons. NCBI's taxonomy places the organism in Eukaryota, Metazoa, Chordata, Actinopteri, Cyprinodontiformes, Fundulidae. Gene Ontology annotation, molecular function: G protein-coupled receptor activity. Gene Ontology annotation, cellular component: membrane. Gene Ontology annotation, biological process: visual perception; phototransduction; G protein-coupled receptor signaling pathway. The record is from RefSeq and is a predicted model, not a curated record. Bases 136 to 1023 code for a protein of 295 amino acids.